GUCAAACUCGCGUGUCGGAUCAUAUCGGCGAGGGUGUGUACAGGUCCAUUUCCAGCAGGGCAGUCGCCAGCCUUCGGCGUUCUACUAAAGAUAGUAAGCCAAGAGCAUUCCAGUAACCAUUCUCGGAUGUGCUCAGACGAAUACCGUUGAAUACGAUGUACUCCACUGGAAAUUAACGUGUACAUGUCCCGCCUUACCACGGACCGGCUAUUCGUAGCAAUAUUGACGAGACCCCGAAGCCGGCGGACUUGGAAAGGCUGUGCCAUGGACCAAUACCGUCGCGUUAUCAAAAGUAUCCGAAACGCGACUAGGCCGUUUUCGGAGCCGUGGGGGCGCGAAGCUAACAUGACGAAGGGCCGAUAUCCUGCGGAUUAUUUUCUCCAAGUUUUUACCUAUUUCGUCAAAGGUAUGCCUCACGAAUAUCAUUUGACCAAGCCCCGCAAACUCGAAGUCUACCGGUGCUCUUGUUCUAGGAAAACCUUAUCGCGCAUGUACUAUGGAGGGUGUGGAUUUUUUGGUCGACUGGCAUUCGUCACAGUUUACCAAGGUCUGAUCCCCGUGUACCCAAUACCGGUGUGAUUAUUUGCAAGCGUUCUGCAGUGAACAUAUGAGAGGCGCGAAAGGGCCGAGUAGAGAAGUAACUCCAUGGUAGCAUUGGAAUAGUCAGUAAGAACCCACGCGCGUUGAAUAUCCAGGCUUACACUGAUGCAUUCAGAAUUACAAGUGCA
Paraphaeosphaeria sporulosa is the source of this 728-nucleotide messenger RNA. RefSeq lists its product as uncharacterized. The transcript has a single exon. The record is from RefSeq and is a predicted model, not a curated record. NCBI's taxonomy places the organism in Eukaryota, Fungi, Ascomycota, Dothideomycetes, Pleosporales, Didymosphaeriaceae. Bases 184 to 579 code for a protein of 131 amino acids.